AUGGAAAACCUUCUGGUUAUUAUUCUGGUUAUUGUCACCGAAGCUCUUCAUUGCCCUAUGUAUUUCUUCCUCAGCCAACUGUCCUUAUCUGAAAUCUUAUUCACCACAAACAUUGUUCCCAACCUGCUCCGACUUGUUUUGUUUGGGGGAGGAAACGUGUCGGUACUGGGAUGCAAGAUUCAGUUUUUCGUCUUAUGUGUCCCCACCGUUACCCAGUGUAUCCUUCUGGCCGCCAUGUCCUUUGAUCGCCAUGCCGCCAUUAGUAACCCCCUGCAUUAUACCUCUAUUGUCACCUUCAAAGUGCAACUACAUGUUGUCAUCUUCUGUUGGCUCUCUGGUUUCAUGGUGCCUCUCGUUGUUUUUGUAUUUUUUAAUCAACUGCAGUUCUGUCGUUCGAACAUCAUUGACCACUUCUAUUGUGAUAUUUCCCCUGUCAUGGAACUUUCCUGCUCAGAUACUUCCACCUUGGAACUGGUCACCUCCCUGGCUUCUACACUUGCAAUACUUUCCCCUUGUUUCUUCAUUAUUGGCACUUACAUCUCCAUUAUUGUCACCAUCCUCAGGAUCCCCUCAAGCUGUGGGAGACAAAAAGCCUUCUCCACCUGCAGCUCCCACCUGGCUGUGGUGUGUAUGUAUUAUGGGACCCUAAUAUCCAUGUAUAUUUACCUACCUGGAAAUCAUUCAGUGAACGCCAAUAAGUAUCUCUCUUUAUUGUACACAUUUGUGACCCCAUUGUUCAACCCCAUCAUUUACUGCCUAAGAAAUCAAAAUAUUAGACAGGUCAUACGGAAAUAUUUCAUAUUUGUGGGGAUGGGGGGGGGGCUUUAA
Messenger RNA from Xenopus tropicalis (tropical clawed frog), 828 nucleotides. It is a transcript of the gene or16d2, whose product is annotated as olfactory receptor family 16 subfamily D member 2. Gene Ontology annotation, biological process: detection of chemical stimulus involved in sensory perception of smell; signal transduction; G protein-coupled receptor signaling pathway. Bases 1 to 828 code for a protein of 275 amino acids. The record is from RefSeq and is a predicted model, not a curated record. Lineage: Eukaryota; Metazoa; Chordata; Amphibia; Anura; Pipidae. Gene Ontology annotation, molecular function: olfactory receptor activity; G protein-coupled receptor activity. Gene Ontology annotation, cellular component: membrane; plasma membrane. The transcript has a single exon.